CUAGAUAAUCAGAGUUAAGUACGUCGUCCGAGUACGCUUAUAAAGUCGAGAGAGCAGUGGGGCAGGGGCAUUGCAUGAUUGGAUACCGGACUCUAUAGACACUGUACGAUUUCAUUUUUAUCAUAUACUAACCAGAGAAGUGAUGGCGCCAAUAAAUGUGAAUGACAUGGGAGUGAGCAAGGCUUACGCCCCUAAGGAAACGCUGCCCGAGGUCGAAGAAACCAAUGGAAAUGGAAAUUCUGCUACGGGAUAUUCCUAUGAAACUCUACUGGAGACAGCCAACUUCCUACUGUCACGCACCAGCAUACGGCCCAAAGUGGGCGUGAUUUGCGGUUCUGGGAUGGGUUCGUAUUGGAAAGAGGGUUCUUUAGCGGAAAACAUAAGUGAUGCAGAAAAGAUUCCAUACGAAGAUAUCCCUAACUUCCCAGUGAGUACAGUGGAAGGUCACCAUGGUCAGCUUGUGUUCGGAAAACUGGAAGGAGUACCAGUCGUCGCUAUGCAGGGACGGUUCCAUUACUAUGAGGGCUAUCCUCUUUGGAAGUGUUGCCUGCCAGUUCGUGUCAUGAAACUUUUAGGUGUAAAAACCCUCAUUGCCACAAAUGCUGCAGGUGGACUGAACCCAAACUUUAAAAUUGGAGAUCUAAUGAUUGUUAAAGAUCAUAUCAACAUGAUGGGUUUCGCAGGAAACAAUCCGUUACAAGGUCCCAAUGAUGAGAGAUUUGGUCCACGCUUCCCUCCAAUGAAUAAGGCUUAUAACUACCAUUACAGAAAAAUUGCCAAAGAGCUGGCCAAGGAGCUUCAAAUCGAGAAUAUUGUACGAGAAGGAGUUUACACGUGUUUGGGGGGCCCUAAUUUCGAGACGGUAGCAGAACUUAACAUGUUGAAGAUGGUGGGAGUAGACGCUGUCGGCAUGUCGACUGUCCACGAGGUAAUAACCGCCAGGCAUUGUGAUAUGAACGUCUUCGCUCUAUCUCUCAUCACCAACGAAUGUGUUACCAAGUACGACACGGACGACGAAGCCAAUCACGAAGAAGUACUCGAUGUGGGGCGCAUGCGGCAAGACAUUCUACGAAAGUUCAUGUCUAGACUCGUAAUGGAAUUAAACAAAAUCGAAACUUCUAAAAAAUAAAUAAUUGGUAUAAACAAACUGACACGAUUCCAUUUAUGUGGGGGAAUGCACGUGGAGAGGUAAACAUAUAAGAUAAAAUAGACAACACUUUUACGUACAUAAAUAGGCAAUAUAUUUUACAAAGAGAUCGCCACCUAUUUUUAUAAAAAUAUUUUUUUUUUUCGCUUUCCUAAAUCAACAACUGUUUAUGCUAUGGAUUCUCUUACAAAAUAAUGCAAACAAUUUGUGCUCCUAAAAUAUUUACAUUUUGUUUACAAUUCUUUACUACCUUAUCUGGGAUGCAUGCAUAGCUUUGUUAAGUUAAAGUAGACUUUAGAAUAAAAAUAUGUUUACAUCUAAUAUAGCUUAAGCUAUAGCUCAAGGUUUCCUGGGAUAUGAAAUCGGAAGUCGGUGAUAUGAAGGUAAAAAAGAAUGUAAAAAACUUGGGAGAUCAUCUCCAUUCCGUAUUAUUUCCCUUCUCAUACACUUGCACUUGCACUAUACCCGUCCGUGUUAAGUUUGCAUCUUGUAAAGAUUGGAUAUCUAACUUUUUUUUUGUCUUCUCUCUACUUUCAUUUGUCCUUAUUCAUCUUCAUCAUCAUUUAUGUUCAUAUCAUAGAGAAUGGUAAAGAAUAUAGUGAAGAUGAUUUAUAAUUAUGAUAUAGUUUAUACAUAUGAAUAAGAUUGUUAUGUGUAAGUAAAGAUUAUUUAUUAGUGCAGCACUAUAACACUAACGUGAUAAAAGAUCUGACUGUGUAAUAAAUUUGUUUUAAAAAUUGUUCAUAUAGGUUUUCAGAGAACAGUGACAAGCACAAAUAGAGAAUCCCGUGGGUGGCCUAUAGAUAUUUUACGCCUACGAAGUCGCGGGUUAAAGCUGGUACAAAUAAGUGAUAAAAUAUCUCGAAUGUUAUUUCUCAAAUAUUUUUAUUUUUAAGCUUCAACAAGAAAAGUUACUAUUAUGAAAAUAUGUUAUAGUAACAGAAAUAAUUUAAGUGAUAGAGCAAAUAUUGUAGCUUUUUAUAAGUUUAAUAAUUUUAUUAAUAAGUAAUAUAAGUAA
Molecule: messenger RNA, 2165 nt
Organism: Amyelois transitella
Lineage: Eukaryota; Metazoa; Arthropoda; Insecta; Lepidoptera; Pyralidae
Product: purine nucleoside phosphorylase
Exons: 6
Coding region: 143-1129 (328 amino acids)
Biological process (GO): nucleoside metabolic process
Cellular component (GO): cytoplasm
Molecular function (GO): purine-nucleoside phosphorylase activity
Source: RefSeq, a predicted model, not a curated record